Molecule: messenger RNA, 3367 nt
Organism: Ornithorhynchus anatinus (platypus)
Lineage: Eukaryota; Metazoa; Chordata; Mammalia; Monotremata; Ornithorhynchidae
Gene: GPHN
Product: gephyrin
Exons: 25
Coding region: 35-2485 (816 amino acids)
Biological process (GO): establishment of synaptic specificity at neuromuscular junction; postsynaptic neurotransmitter receptor diffusion trapping; Mo-molybdopterin cofactor biosynthetic process
Cellular component (GO): postsynaptic membrane; cytoplasm; cytosol
Molecular function (GO): molybdopterin molybdotransferase activity
Source: RefSeq, a predicted model, not a curated record
GGCGCGGGCGGGUGCGGGCGCCGCGCGGCCCAACAUGGCGGCCGGAGAGGGGCUGCUGCUCACCAACCACGACCACCACAUCCGCGUCGGCGUGCUCACAGUGAGCGACAGCUGCUUCAGGAACCUCGCAGAAGAUCGGAGUGGUUUAAACCUCAAGGACCUGGUACAAGAUCCUUCUUUGUUGGGUGGGACUAUAUCGGCUUACAAGAUAGUGCCAGAUGAAAUAGAAGAAAUCAAGGAAACGCUGAUAGACUGGUGCGAUGAAAAGGAACUUAACUUGAUUUUGACAACUGGAGGAACCGGGUUUGCACCGAGAGAUGUCACCCCAGAGGCCACAAAAGAAGUAAUAGAACGGGAAGCCCCAGGGAUGGCCCUGGCUAUGCUGAUGGGAUCACUUAAUGUUACACCUCUGGGCAUGCUCUCUAGACCCGUGUGUGGAAUCCGAGGGAAAACCCUCAUAAUCAACCUGCCAGGUAGCAAGAAAGGGUCACAGGAAUGCUUUCAGUUCAUACUGCCAGCCCUACCUCACGCCAUCGACCUCUUGCGAGAUGCCAUCGUAAAAGUUAAGGAGGUACAUGAUGAAUUGGAAGAUUUGCCUUCACCGCCACCUCCCCUUUCCCCUCCUCCUACUACCAGCCCCCAUAAGCAGACAGAGGAUAAAGGGGUCCAGUGUGAGGAAGAAGAGGAAGAGAAGAAGGACAGUGGGGUGGCCUCAACAGAAGAUAGCUCCUCAUCACACAUAACUGCGGCCGCUAUCGCAGCCAAGAAGCAUCCAUCCUAUUCCAGUAUUGCUGUUAUCAUGGCCCAUGGUACACCGCCCAUCCCGGGUCUCAUCAGUUAUUCCCAUCAUGCAACAGACUGUGCAGGAGGACGGAUUCCAGACUCCAUUAUUUCCCGUGGCGUUCAGGUCCUCCCACGAGACACGGCUUCCCUCAGCACUACCCCUUCAGAAUCACCUCGGGCCCAAGCCACAUCUCGCCUCUCCACGGCUUCCUGCCCAACACCAAAACAAAUUAGACGACCGGAUGAAAGCAAAGGAGUUGCUAGUAGAAUUGGAUCCCUCAAACUCCAUCGAAAGCUGGAGGAGCUCAGAGGUCACCUAGAAGGCAAUGUGAAAGGAUACUCUCUCAGAGUAAAUGUGCAGUCCAGGUGCAGCAGCAAGGAGAACAUUCUCAGAGCCAGUCAUAGCGCGGUUGACAUCACCAAGGUAGCAAGAAGACACCGCAUGUCUCCAUUCCCACUGACAUCUAUGGACAAAGCCUUCAUCACAGUCCUGGAGAUGACCCCAGUGCUUGGGACUGAAAUUAUUAACUACCGAGAUGGGAUGGGUCGAGUCCUUGCUCAAGAUGUCUACGCAAAAGACAAUUUACCCCCGUUCCCAGCAUCUGUGAAAGAUGGCUACGCUGUCCGAGCCGCUGAUGGUCCCGGAGACCGUUUCAUCAUUGGGGAAUCUCAGGCUGGCGAACAGCCUACUCAGACAGUGAUGCCAGGGCAGGUCAUGAGAGUGACAACGGGCGCCCCCAUCCCCUGUGGUGCCGAUGCCGUGGUUCAAGUGGAAGACACAGAACUCAUCAGGGAAUCAGACGACGGUACUGAAGAACUUGAAGUGCGGAUUCUGGUACAGGCUCGGCCAGGCCAAGAUAUCAGACCCAUCGGCCACGACAUUAAGCGAGGCGAGUGUGUGUUGGCCAAAGGAACCCACAUGGGCCCGUCAGAGAUUGGUCUCCUGGCAACCGUAGGGGUUACAGAAGUAGAAGUGAACAAGUUUCCGGUGGUUGCCGUCAUGUCAACGGGGAACGAGCUGCUGAACCCCGAGGAUGACCUCCUACCAGGGAAGAUCCGGGACAGCAACCGCUCAACUCUCCUAGCAACAAUUCAGGAACAUGGAUACCCAACCAUCAAUCUGGGAAUUGUGGGAGACAACCCAGAUGAUUUACUCAAUGCCUUGAAUGAGGGUAUCAGUCGUGCUGAUGUCAUCAUCACAUCAGGGGGUGUGUCCAUGGGGGAAAAGGACUAUCUCAAGCAGGUGCUGGAUAUUGAUCUUCAUGCACAGAUCCACUUCGGCAGGGUCUUUAUGAAACCCGGCCUGCCAACGACAUUUGCGACUUUGGAUAUCGAUGGUGUAAGAAAAAUCAUCUUUGCACUCCCAGGGAAUCCUGUGUCAGCUGUUGUCACCUGCAAUCUCUUUGUCGUCCCAGCCCUGAGGAAGAUGCAGGGCAUUCUGGACCCACGACCCACUAUCAUCAAAGCCAGGUUAUCAUGCGAUGUGAAACUGGAUCCUCGCCCAGAAUACCACCGGUGUAUACUGACUUGGCAUCACCAAGAGCCACUGCCUUGGGCACAGAGUACAGGGAAUCAGAUGAGCAGUCGUUUGAUGAGUAUGCGCAGUGCCAAUGGGCUGUUGAUGCUACCUCCAAAGACAGAACAGUACGUGGAACUUCACAAGGGCGAGGUGGUGGACGUCAUGGUCAUCGGAAGGCUAUGAUGGUCACCAGCAGGAGCAAAGCUUUGAUGCAUGUCCACAUAUCAUUGACUGUAUCCCGUAAUAUGCAACGGCACAGCUAGUUUUUCUGAUUUGGAUAAAAGUCGAUCAGUAUAGUCAACAACUGGAACUAUAUUUCAAAUGACUUUAAAUAAAUACCUUUUAAAAACACGUUAAAAAAAAACAAUCUUAACAAAGAACUCUAUUCUGGUUAUAGCAAAGCAACUUUUUCCUUUCUUGCAAUCGCUUUGUGUGUUCAAUGCUAGGUCUGAUAGCGGUAGCUUUUAGUAGACAGCGGUAGGUGCCUGCGGAACUUGUGUUUUUUCUCAUCUUUAAAAUACAACUACUUAUGCUCUUAAAACAAGGCUGUCUGCUUAUUUAUACUAGCUUAGGCGACACUUGGAUUUCCCUUCUUAGUAUGCUUCAUGACCGCUUCACGGAGAGCUUUGCUUGUUCUUUAUCUUGUAACUUGUGUGUAUGUGCACAGAGCCAAUAACGGGGUGGGGGGCUCUGCCCGGCAGAGAACCGGCCCUUCCGGAGGUCUUGGGGUGACCCAGGAGGGGCCCGCGAUCCAGCAGCCGCCCGGCUCGGUGCUCUCGGCGGUAACUGGACACCUUUUAUUUCAACAGACAAAUAGACAAAAAAAAAAUUGCUUCCUUAAGUGCUGACAGCCUUUUUAACCAAUACAUUUAAAAAUGUACAGAAUUCAAAAUAAAAAAAAAUCAAAGACUGAUCUUGUACAGAUAUUAGUGUUACCAGCAUUCAUGUGGAAAUUAAAAUGAGCAAAGAAUUAAAAGCCUAAUGUUGAACAACUCUGUACCAUAACAUUUUCUGUAAUGAUAUUGAAACUUAAUAAAUAAAAGAUUCCUUGAUCAUUAGUUAAAA